Messenger RNA from Heterostelium album PN500, 1182 nucleotides. RefSeq lists its product as uncharacterized. The coding region runs from base 1 to 1182 and encodes 393 amino acids. NCBI's taxonomy places the organism in Eukaryota, Evosea, Eumycetozoa, Acytosteliales, Acytosteliaceae. The transcript has 4 exons. The record is from RefSeq and is a predicted model, not a curated record.
AUGGCUGAAAAGACCAUCUUUAAAGAUUUGUCGGUGUUUGAAUGUGCAAUCAGAGGUGGUCGAUUAGAGAUAUUCGAGUUUCUGCUCGAGCGCUACAAAAUAGAUGAAAAGAGUGUAAUGGAUCUUUAUCUUCUACUCAACGAUUUCCUUUCGUUGGCAUCGAGAUACGGUAGAAUGGAAUUGAUUGAAUACCUAUUGGGUCGAUUCACCACGGUGCAAUGGGAUUUCUACUUGCCUCUAGAGAGAUCACCGCAUUCCGGUAAUUUGGAGAUUAUGAAACUGUUUAUCGACAAACUAGGAGAGAAUAUUCAAGGACAAUGUGGAAAUACCUAUAACGAAGCAGUUGCCGAUGAAGAAUACUUGCUGAAUGCCUCAGAAACAAGGAAUAUAGAUGCGCUCUUCAAAUUGUUAGUCAAACUUGAAUGUAAAUGCGACUCGUUUGAUUUGAUUGAAAGAGCUGCAAGUGUUGGUAGUUUCGAACUUAUUAAAUGGAUCCAUUCAAAUACUACAUUUACAAAUAACUUGACAUAUCAAGCUAUGGAUAUUGCCGCGACAUAUGGGCACCGAGAAAUUUUAUUGUGGCUUCAUACAAACACUACUGUAGGAUGCAGUAAAGCUGCAUUAGACAAAGCAUCGAUAAAAGGUCGGCUAGAUAUUGUUAAAUGGUUGAAAGAGAACCGUACUGAAGGCUAUACACCUGGAGUCAUCAAUCUAGUUGCAGCCAACGGGAAAUUGGAAGUGGUCGAAUGGUAUCUAAGUAAUACCAAUGAGAGAUUCAGUGUGGAUAUCCUCGAAAAAGUUAUUCCAGGUGGACAUCUCAACAUGGUUAAAUAUCUGCAUGAGAGGAAUGGUGAUGACAAUCUCUACCGAUUCAGUAGCAAUUCCAUGGAUUUAGCAGCUAAAUACGAUCAACUCGAUAUAAUAAAGUGGCUGAGUGAGAACCGUACUGAAGGUUGCACAAUCAACGCACUCUUAUUUACAAUUUGCGGUUCUGAUAGAGUGGACAUCCUCCAAUGGUUGACUGAGAAUCGUAAGUUUAUUCUCAACAAAACAUCACUCAACAAGACAGCUAUGUCAUUAGAGGAACUUCUGUACAUUAAAGAUGAUAUGACUCGUCAAUGUCCAUCAUCUUUUGAAUCAUUAUCAGUUUUAACCACUUCUGAUAAAUACAAUAAAUAUUAA